AACCAAUCUUUCGAAAUGCAACGUUCACUGAAGAUGUGGAUUAUACCUCUGGGUAUUUUCUUCAAUUUUGAAGGAGUGUUCGGACUUCCAGAUGUCCUAACCUUCCCCAAACGUUUCAUGUUGGGGACAGCUACAGCCGCUUAUCAAAUUGAAGGCGCAUGGAACGAGAGCGGCAAGGGGCCUAGCAUCUGGGAUACCUGGACACACAAUUAUCCUGACAAGAUAUUGGAUGGAACAAAUGGUGACGUGGCUUGUGAUUCGUACCAUCUGUAUAAAGAGGACAUCCAGUUAGUGAAAGAGCUUGGGAUGGACUUCUACCGGUUCUCCAUUUCAUGGCCUCGAAUUCUGCCAACGGGCCAUGUACAUAGGGUCAAUCAGGCUGGAAUCGACUACUAUAACAACCUGAUUAACGAGCUCAAGGACAAUGGUUUGGAACCAAUAGUCACUAUGUACCAUUGGGAUCUUCCCCAGUCACUCCAAGAUUUGGGUGGAUGGGCUAAUCCUGUAAUUGCAGAAUAUUUUGAGGAUUACAGUUAUGUUCUCUUCAACAAUUUUGGAGACAGGGUCAAAUGGUGGAUAACGCUCAACGAGCCGAACUUCAUUGCCUUGGGCUAUGGGUCCGAGACCAAAUACGCCCCUGCUGUGAAUGCUGCGGGUAUAGGCGACUACAUGGCUACACACACUAUGCUCCUUGCCCACGCCAAUGCGUACCGCCUCUACGACAGACAGUUCAGGAAGACCCAGAAAGGUAAGGUCGGCAUUAGUCUAUACAUGGAAUGGUACGAACCCAUGGGAAACACGCCUGUAAAUGUAGCAGCCAGAGACAGAGCUACUCAGUUUACGGUAGGAUUUUACGCACAUCCCAUCUUCAGUGCUGAGGGGGACUAUCCUGCCAUAGUAAAAGAGAAUGUUGCCAGGAAAAGCAAAGAAGAGGGCUACGUAAGGUCUCGACUCCCUGCUUUCACACAGGAAGAAGUCAAACGCAUAAGAGGUACCAGUGACUUCUUUGGGCUAAACCAUUACACCACAAACAUGAUUCAGCAUGAUGAAAACGCAGGUGUCGAUAGUGACGUAGUAAAAAGUGCCAAUUCAAACUGGUCUUCAGCAUCUUCUGAUUGGCUCCACGUAGUUCCUUCGGGAUUUCGUAAGGUGUUCCGGUGGAUCAAGAAAGAAUACAACAACCCGCCAGUGUUCGUCACGGAGAAUGGGUACUCGGACAUGUACAGUCUGCACGACAUGGAGAGAACCAAGUAUUUCGUACGUUACAUAGCAGAGAUGCUGAAGGCCAUAAACGAAGAUGGCUGCAAUGUAUUCGGAUACACAGCCUGGAGUCUUAUGGACAACUUCGAAUGGUCACGAGGUUACAGUGAGAAGUUCGGGCUGUUCCGUGUAAACUUCAGCGACCCUACUCUUCGUCGUAUUCCCAAAGAUUCUGCAUUCGUGCUGUCCGACAUCGCGCGUACUAGACACUUGCCUUGGUCCCUGGUGGCGAUCACUACAGACCUCGAGGAAGAAGAUUCCAACGAUGUGAAAGAGCACGAUUCAAAAUCAGCAGCAGCGAGUUACCGGCGAAUUCCUCAUCAUUAUAUAAAUCCAUUCCUGUUUAUAUGCCUGAUAGCAGAAGCCAGUUUCAUGCUAAACAACAGAGGUUCAACACAGAUCCAGUUGAACCAUUUCGUUGUUCCUUCCUGUAGUGCAACAGGAGACGGUGAAGGAUUCAGCAUGAAGCGGUUCUGGGUUUACAUCAAUCUCAUAACAAGCGCCUGGGGAAUUUCGCACCACAACGUCUCCAAUCACACGUUCCCAACAGACUUCAUGAUUGGUAUAGCCACUUCGGCCUAUCAGACUGAAGGAGGCUGGAACGAGAGUGGCAAAGGAGUCAAUAUCUGGGACACGUUCUCUCACGAGAGCCCCUGGAUUGUGGACCGCUCGACUGGGGACAUCGCUGCCGACUCAUACCACCUCUACAGGCAGGAUGUGGAGGCUCUGGUUCAACUGGGCGUCGACUUCUACCAGUUUUCAAUUUCAUGGUCAAGAAUACUCCCUACUGGAUUUGUCAACGAGGUUAACCAGGCCGGUGUCGACUACUACAACAAUCUUAUUAAUGAGCUUCUGAAGAACCAUAUAGAGCCAAUGGUUGUGAUGUACCACUGGGAUCUUCCACAACAACUGCAAGAUUUGGGCGGGUGGGCUAACCCUGUAAUGGCGGAUUACUUCCAGGAUUAUGCUCGUGUUCUGUUUUCCAUGUUUGGCGACAGGGUGAAGUGGUGGAUCACUAUCAGCGACCCUCACAGCAUAUCAUACGGAUAUAGCGAGCCACAGUCAUACGCUCCUGGUGUGAACGCCUCAGGUGUGGGUUACUACCUGGCAGCCUACACUCUGAUAACUUCCCACGCCAAUGUUUACCGUCUGUACGAGCAGGAAUUCAGGAGCAAACAGAGAGGAAAAGUUGGUAUAACCUUGAAUGGGGAGUGGUAUGAACCAAAGACAGACUCCCAAGAGGACAAGCAGGCGACUGAAAUGGCAAUGCAGUUUGUGCUGGGUCUCUUUGCAAACCCAAUCUACGGCCUCAAAGGCGACUAUCCUGAUGUAGUAAAGAAUCAAGUCAAUAGAAUCAGCGCGGCAGAAGGAUACCACAGAUCUCGUCUAAGGAAAUUCAGUCCUGAUGAAAUUGCAACUGUUAAAGGGGCCUACGAUUUCUUUGGGCUCAACUAUUACACCAGCCGCACAACGAGGGCUCCUAAGCCGACAACUGACGUGAAAAACAACCCGGAUAUUAAUGUGAUUUUUGGCGAUUUCUCAAACGCUACCAAAUCUGCUGUACCAUACUAUGAGGUCGUGCCAUGGGGCCUACGUAAGAUUCUGAACUGGAUCAAGAAGGAAUAUAAAAAUGUUCCAGUAGUCAUUACGGAAAACGGUUUCUCUGACGAUGGAAAAGUUAAUGAUACGGAAAGGACUAAGUACCUCGUUAGUCACAUGAGCGAAAUGCUGAAGGCUGUACAUGAAGAUGGUUGCAAUGUGAUUGCUUACACGUAUUGGAGUCUGCUUGACAGCUUUGAGUGGAACCUUGGAUACACGGUGACGUUUGGCAUGUAUCAGGUGAACUACAGCAAUCCUAAUAUAACCCGAAUUCCGAAGAGUUCUGCAUAUGUUUUCUCCGAAAUUACGCGAAACCGAAACCUGCCUUUAGAUUACUUAAAGAUAACAGGAGAAAUAUCUGAGGAUGUGACGGAUAUUUACAGUUUACAACACAGAAACAGCACACCACAUCACUCUGCUGCCAGCUGUAAAGGGAUAUUCUUCAACUACAGUGGAUUUUACUUUUAUGUAUGGUUAGCGACAGUGACCUACGGUGGUUAUAUUUUCAUAUCGUAAUAAGAAUUAAACGCAAGAAGAACAUUUACCAUUUCUGUUGAAGCCUCAGACUGAUAACGCGGACAUUACAGGGCCCGAGACAUCACAAUAGAGCGGUAUCUGCCAUGAUGUGGAUAAAUGUAUGUAUUAUAUAUAUUGUUAAUGUUCUGUUUUGAGGUAAAACUGACAAUUUUUACUAAAACUUUUUAAUGCUAAACUAAUAGCUAUGACUCAAGUAAGUGAGAUUUAUUUUCAUAGUUUGUUUAACCCAUCGAUAUUAUUUGAGGACACUGUUUAAGAUAUA
Molecule: messenger RNA, 3658 nt
Organism: Cryptotermes secundus
Lineage: Eukaryota; Metazoa; Arthropoda; Insecta; Blattodea; Kalotermitidae
Exons: 22
Coding region: 16-3375 (1119 amino acids)
Biological process (GO): carbohydrate metabolic process
Molecular function (GO): beta-glucosidase activity
Source: RefSeq, a predicted model, not a curated record